AUGAAAAUUUUUAAAAUUAUAUUGUUAAAUUUAAUAUUUUUUAAAAUUGUAUUUUGCCAAGAAUGGGUAAAUUUUGUUGGAUAUAGUAACCAAAAUUGUAGUGGAACAGGAAUAUUGGCAAUAAUGAAAACAAAUGAAUGUAUAGGACAUAGCAAAUAUAUGUGUGAUGAAAAAACAACGAUUAAUAAACAAUAUGCAUAUAAUGAUUGUGUUAAAGAAUACAACUAUAAAACAAAUGAAAAUAACCAAUGUUCAGAUAAAGGUUUUACAACAAGCUGUACAAAAACCGUAAACUUACCAAAGAUGUCAUAUAUAAUAGCAAUGCAUAAAAACACUUCUUUAGGCUGCUCUGAUGAAUCAAUUAUCCUGUAUAAUACUAUUCCUCUAGGUAUUUGUGAUUCUGGUAAGAUUUACACAUCAUGCAAUUCUGGUGGCACCGUUUCCUUUGAAAUCUAUAAAGACUAUGAGUGUAAUGAAUUAACAAACACUGUAGAAGAACCCAUUGGUUGCCACUUUGUUGAUUCAAGUGAUUCCUAUUUGAUCAAUACAUUUUGCACAUAA
Dictyostelium purpureum is the source of this 561-nucleotide messenger RNA. RefSeq lists its product as uncharacterized. The transcript has a single exon. The coding region runs from base 1 to 561 and encodes 186 amino acids. NCBI's taxonomy places the organism in Eukaryota, Evosea, Eumycetozoa, Dictyosteliales, Dictyosteliaceae. The record is from RefSeq and is a predicted model, not a curated record.